Pygocentrus nattereri (red-bellied piranha) is the source of this 3958-nucleotide messenger RNA. RefSeq names its product zinc finger protein 850-like. Gene Ontology annotation, cellular component: nucleus. Gene Ontology annotation, biological process: regulation of transcription by RNA polymerase II. Bases 463 to 3360 code for a protein of 965 amino acids. NCBI's taxonomy places the organism in Eukaryota, Metazoa, Chordata, Actinopteri, Characiformes, Serrasalmidae. The record is from RefSeq and is a predicted model, not a curated record. Gene Ontology annotation, molecular function: RNA polymerase II cis-regulatory region sequence-specific DNA binding; DNA-binding transcription activator activity, RNA polymerase II-specific. The transcript has 6 exons.
UACCCUUCUCUGCUGUCACUGCAGACGGGCAGUGUUGCCUACAGAGCAGCGCUAGUAUCUGUGAAUGAAGUUUUUUUUUUGUUGUUGUUGUUUUUGAGGUCCCAUUUCGUGGGGCAAGAUUUUUACCACUACCCCUUGUAACUCAGUUCCAAGGUGUUAGGUUGACACUCGAAAACAAAGGGUAGGGGUAAAAAGAAGAAAUGGGACUGGGCCUAAAUAUUAGAGGAAGAUGUGUUGGAUCUGAACUAUCCAUGGUGCGAGAUCUUCAGGACCAGGAUUGAGCACCCGUGAUUUACAGCAUGUAUACAUGCAAAAAUGUUUGAUGUCCUGGUCCAAGCCUUCUUAUGCUCCUAGUGUCCAUUUGCCUGCACAGUUAAAAUUUACGAUUACAAACGCACCAGGAAUCAUCACUAAGAGGAAUACCCCACACUGCUGCAAUCAGGAGAGACUGGAUGUGAGAAUAUGGAACCCAGCGCAAGCUCCAGCACUCAGCAGAUGUUCUCUGGUGCUCUCUGCGCUACCACAUAUCGCAGACGAACACAGAAAAAUGCAGAAAAGAAGAGACCUCAUCACUGCUCAGAGUGCGGCAGGAGUUUUGCUCAGCGGUGUCAUCUGCAGCAGCAUCAGCGCAUCCACACAGGAGAGAAGCCGUUUCGCUGCUCAGAGUGCGGCAAGAGUUUUAAUCAUCCGAGCAGCUUCCAAAGACACCAGCGCACUCACACGGAAGAGAAACCGUAUCACUGCUCAGAGUGCGGCAAGAGCUUUACUCAGCAGUGUCACCUCCAACUACACCAGCGCGUUCACACCGGAGAGAAACCGUAUUACUGCCCAGAGUGCGGGAACAGCUUUAACAGUCAGAAUAGUCUUCAACGACACCAGCGCAUCCACACAGGAGAGAAGCCGUACGACUGCUCAGAGUGUGGGAAGAGCUUUAGGAACAAAGGCAGCCUCCAGUUACACCGGCGCAUUCACACCGGCGAGAAACCGUAUCAGUGCUCAGAGUGCGGGAAGAGUUUUAAUCAGAUCAGUAAUCUCAGAUCACACCAGCGCAUUCACACGGGAGAGAAGCCGUACGACUGUCCGGAGUGCGGGAUCAGCUUUGGUGACAGGAGCACCCUCCAGAGACACCAGCAGAUCCACACCGGCGAGAAACCGUAUUACUGCGCAGAGUGUGGACGGACUUUUAUUCAGCGUUGCCACCUGCAGCAGCACCAGCGGAUUCACACCGGAGAGAAGCCCUAUCAGUGCUCGGAGUGCGGGAGGAGGUUUAUUCAGCUGGUCAGUCUCCAGAGACACCAGCGCACUCACACAGAGGAUAAACCGCAUCAGUGCUCAGACUGCGGGAAGAGCUUCACUCUACAGAGUCAGCUCCAGCUUCACCAGCGCGUUCACACCGGAGAGAAACCGUAUUACUGCGCCGAGUGUGGGCGGAGUUUUAACACUCAGAACAGUCUCCAUCGACACCAGAGAAUCCACACAGGAGAAAAGCCGUAUCAGUGCUCAGAGUGUGGGCGAAGCUUCAGAAACAGAGGGACCCUCCAGUCGCACCAGCGCACUCACACCGGAGAGAAGCCAUAUCAGUGUUCGGAGUGCGGGAAGAGCUUUAUUCAGAAAAGCAUCCUCAAAACACACCGCCGCACUCACACGGGAGAGAAGCCGUACGACUGCCCAGAGUGCGGGAUCAGCUUCGGAGACAGGAGCACCCUCCAGAGACACCAGCAGAUCCAUACUGGAGAGAAACCGUAUUACUGCGCAGAGUGUGGGUGGAGCUUCAGACAUCUGACUUCUUUAAAGAAACACAAGUGCAUCAAGAUCACGCGUGGAGUUUCUCAAAGCAGCGGCUGUGACGUUUUUUUCAUUAAAUGUGAGAAUAUGGAAGUUGGAAGAAGCUCCAGCACUGAGGAAGCGUCUCCUGAUACUGUCCACACUAGCGCUCCAAGAGCUCAUCCCUGCUUAGAGUGCGGGAAGAGUUUUACUCGGCUGAGUUAUCUCCGAAUACACCAGCGCAUUCACACCGGAGAGAGACCGUAUCAGUGCUCGGAGUGUGGAAAGAGCUUUCGUGACCGUGGUGAUCUCAGGACACACCUCAGGAUUCACACCGGAGAGAAACCAUAUCACUGCUCAGAGUGCGGGAAGAGAUUUGCUCAGCUGGGUCACCUCCAAACACACCAGCGCAUCCACACCGGAGAGAAACCGUACCACUGCUUGGAGUGUGGGAAGGGUUUUAUUGUGCAGAGCAGUCUCCAGCUACACCAGCGUACUCACACCGGAGAGAAGCCGUAUCACUGUUUGGAGUGCGGAGAAAGUUUUAACCGCCAGAGCCAUCUCCAACGACACCAGCGCAUCCAUACUGGAGAGAAGCCGUUUGACUGCUCAGAGUGCGGGAAGGGCUUCAGAGACAGAGACACCCUCCAAAAACACCAGCGCAUCCACACCGGAGAGAAGCCGUAUUACUGCUCCGUGUGUGGGCGGAGCUUUAACCAACAGAACCAUCUCCGAAUACACCACCGCAUUCACACCGGAGAGAGACCGUAUCAGUGUUCAUUCUGUGAGAAGCGGUUUAGUGACCGGAGCACCCUCCAAAAACACCAGCGCAUCCACACCGGAGAGAAACCAUAUUACUGCGCAGAGUGUGGGCGGAGCUUCAGACACUCAAAAACUUUAAAGACACACAAAUACAGUCACCUCCAAGUACACGAGCGCGUUCACACAGGAGAGAAGCCGUAUCUGUGCUCAGAGUGUGGACUGACAUUCAAUCAGCAGAACAACCUGCAGCUACACCAGCGCAUUCACACCGGAGAGAAACCGUUUCCCUGUUCGGAUUGCGGGAGGAGCUUCAGUCGUCAGAGUCAUCUGCAACUCCACCAGCGCAUCCACACCGGAGAGAAACCGUAUCGCUGCUCAGAGUGUGGCAAGAGCUUCAGAGAUGGAGGAACCUUCAAAGCACACCAGCGCAUUCACACAGGAGAGAGACCGUACGACUGCGCAGACUGCGGGAAGAGCUUCAACCGUCUCAGUAGCUUCCAACAACACCAGCGCAUUCACAAAGGAGAGAGACCGUACGAGUGCUCGGAGUGCGGCAAGAGCUUUUCUGUACAUAAUCAUCUGCAGCGACACCAGCUCGUCCACACAGGAGAGAGACCGUUCCACUGCCCGGAGUGUGGAAGGAGUUUUAAUCAGCAGAUUCAUCUGCAGCUGCACCAGCGCAUUCACACCGGAGAGAAGCCGUAUUACUGCUCAGAGUGUGGACAGAACUUCAGGCACUCGAGUACAUUCAAGACCCACAAAUGCGCUACGAGGGAGCUGAUAACGUACGACAUUGGUUUGUCUGAUCAAGGUAACUUAACAGAAAUGAUGUGACCUGUUUAAAGGUGUUCCUGCGAUGGACUGGCAACCUAUCCAGGGUGUAUCCUGCCUUCAAUGCGGUGACCGCUGGGAUAGGCUCCAGCUCACCCUGUGACCCAGAAGGAUACGUGGCUUAGAAAACAUGUGUGUGGGUUUAAGCGUAGAGCUUUUUUCCAGGUCCAGGACUAUUUGCUCUGCGAGUUCGGUACAUUUGGUUGAGCGUGAAGCCUGUUUUCGAGCUCAGUAGCGGAACAGAGAACUAAACUCUGGUCAUCCUGAAAUCCGUGGUCUUGGGGAACUCCGGUGGGUCCACUGGAUGUGUGGAAGCUCUCUGCUCCCAGCGCUGUGUGGGGCUGCAUGAUUGGUUCAUUCUGUAAUGUGACUGCUUCGACUUAUUGCAUCACUUCCCUUUUCGAGCAUGGAAAUGGGGGAGAGGGCUACUGUGGACAGAAAGAGCUGCUCCUCACCGCUUCAGUGUUUGUAUCCAGGUAAAAUAAAGCAUUAAAAAAAUAAAUUAUGAACUUUAUUUUAUAAGUAAAUUAUUUGUCAUGUAAUUGUAGCACUGAGUGAUACAAUAUACAUGGAUUCUUUUGACUAAAAUGUUUAAAUGUAA